Messenger RNA from Nematocida ausubeli, 1014 nucleotides. RefSeq lists its product as uncharacterized. The transcript has a single exon. Bases 1 to 1014 code for a protein of 337 amino acids. NCBI's taxonomy places the organism in Eukaryota, Fungi, Microsporidia. Gene Ontology annotation, cellular component: cytoplasm; nucleus. The record is from RefSeq and is a predicted model, not a curated record.
AUGAAGAGUAAUGGAAGUGGAAGGAGUAUUUCCCAUAUAGUAACACACGAUGGGGCAUUCCAUUUGGAUGACGUACUGGCAUGCUUUAUUCUACGGGUAAUAUACCCAAAUGCAAAAAUAACCAGAACCAGAGACCCAGAGAAGAUUAAAACAGGAGACAUUGUAGUAGAUGUAGGGGCUGAAUUUAAUGAAAAGACGUUAAGGUACGAUCACCAUCAAAGGGGCUUCAAAGAGACAUAUAAUGAAUCAAAUAAUAUAAUAUUAAGUAGUGCAGGAUUAGUCUAUAAAUAUCACGGACUAGAAUUCAUUAAGAAAUUAGGCUUAGAUUUACCAAUUGACUUCAACUAUUCUAUGCUCAUGGAGAUACUCUAUGACACGUACUUUGUCUCAGUGGAUGCAAAUGAUAAUGGUGUUGAUAUAGCAGAUGAAGUAAAAUAUAAUGAAAGAUCGUUAGAUAAUGUGAUUAGAUCCUUUGUACCAUGUGAUAUACCAGAAGGAACUUCCUUUGAGAGGGCUAGUAUCAUGAGAUAUCAAGCAUUCGAGAGUGCAAUGGAGUAUAUUGGUCAGGAUCUAUUAAGACACUGCAAGAAUAUGAUAUUUCAAAUAAUAAAGAACAGCAGAGCCACACAGGAAUGCUUCAAUUCCAUGAAGGAUCCAUCUGCCAGGUACUUGGUCAUGGAGGGUGGUAAGUUCCCAGUACGUGAGAUACUUUAUUAUUAUAACGGUCUUUUACAAAGGAAUGUUUCAAUUGUGAUCUACCAAGUUUCAGGUAGAAAUUCAUACACCUAUAAGAUAAUAUGUCUCCCAAAGAAGGGAGUUAAAUAUACGCCAGAAAUACCGUUAUGUGAAGAAUGGCGUGGUAUAAGGGAUGAAGAACUCCAGAAAUAUCCUAAUAUGAUGGGUGCCAUGUUCGUGCAUGGGACAGGAUUCUGUGGGGAAGCAAAUAAUUUAAAAACUGCAAUUUACAUGGUAGAGAGAUCGAUUGAAGUGCACCUGAAUAGUAAAAUUGAAUAA